UUUCUAGGUACUUGUUCCACCAUGGGCAGCCUUGCUGAAGCAAACACCAACUUCGCUGUGGACCUCUUAAAAAGGAUGGAAGAAGAGCAACCCAAGAACAUCUUUUUCUCUCCAUUUAGUAUCUCAGCAGCUUUAGCUAUGACCUCUUUGGGUGCCAAAGGUAACACUGCUGCUGAAAUGGAAAAGGUCCUUCAUUUUGAUAAAAUCACAGGAUCGAUGACGUCUCCAAGCUUGCCUGCUCAGUGUGACAAACCUGGUGGACCACACAACCAGUUCAAGGAACUCCUAUCAGCUAUUAACCAACCUACUAAAAACUAUACAUUGAGCAUAGCCAACCGGAUGUAUGGAUCAAACGUUUUUGAAUUUCUCCAG
Pseudonaja textilis is the source of this 372-nucleotide messenger RNA. NCBI's taxonomy places the organism in Eukaryota, Metazoa, Chordata, Lepidosauria, Squamata, Elapidae. The record is from RefSeq and is a predicted model, not a curated record.